AUGUUCAAAGUAUUCUCUGAGCGGCGAAAAGCCAUCGAGGCCGAUGGAGUCUACAUUGGCGGAUUCAAACUUCGAAACUCCAUGAUUCCGGAGAAGAAGGCAGACGGUAGUUAUAAUACAACUGAGGACCGGAUUGAACAAUUCAACGCUGCCGAGCAGGACUGGACACCGCAGGAAGAAGCCAAGCUUUUGCGCAAGCUGGACCUGCGCGUUUUGCUACCAUGUUGUAUCAUCUACUUCGUUGCAUACCUUGACCGAGUCAAUCUGGGAAAUGUCAAAGUCUUGAGAUCCAACACACCGGAUUCAAUCAAGUCCUCACUACAUCUAGAAGGCACCCAGUUCAAUUGGGCUGUUUCCAUUUCAUACUUCUCCGUCACUGCGCUGCUCAUCCCGUCAACGAUUCUUUUCAAGAAGUUUUCGGCGAAACGAUACUUCCCUAUUAUCAUGGUCCUGUGGGGUACUGUUGUCAUGGCCAUUGCCGGCGUAAGAUCGGGCCCUGGUCUACUCGCGGCAAGAUUCUUCCUUGGUGUUCCCGAGUCCGGUGUUGUUCCUUGCUGCGUUUUGUACUUCAGCUUCUGGUAUCGUCCACGAGAGCGAGCCUGGAGACUAGCUGUCUUCCAUGCAUUCAAUGCCCUAGCGGGCGCCGUCUCGGCGUUCUUCGCAACUGCAAUCGAUCAUCUCAAUGGUAAAGGCGGCCUGAAAUCAUGGCAAUGGGUCUUCAUUAUUGAGGGUGCUCUUCCGAUCGCUCUUGCAGUGCCAGUGUAUUUCCUCCUCCUAACCUUUCCCGAGGACUCCAAGGCUUUAUCCGAAAGAGAACGAUAUAUCGCAAUCAAUCGGUUCGGUCGCGGCGCCACUCGUUCAACAGACGUAACAUGGGAUACUUCGGCCUUUAUUCGGAUCAUGACUCGGCCCUCUACUUACUGCUUCUUUAUCUCCUAUAUUUGCGUAACGAUCAUCGCUGUGUCCCAAGCAACCUUCCUGCCUACCAUUUUCCAUGAAUUGAUGAACUUUUCCAGCACGAAAUCUAACCUCUAUACCGCCGUAGUCUAUCUCGCCAUUAUCCCACUUUACUUAAUCUGGUCACUGCACAGCGAUUGGGUUAGAGAGCGCAUGUGGCACUUCAUUCUGCCAUGUCUAGGCAGUAUUCCCUGUUAUGCGGUUUGGACAUAUUUCUCGUUCAACGCAGACGCCACAACUAUCCAACCAAUUAGUCUGUACGGAGUUGCCUUUAUGGGCAAGGCAAUUGUGAUUUCACAGCCUAUAAUUCUCAGUUUCCGAUCAUCCACGUUGUACGGUGCUGCAGAGCAAGCAGUUGGCACUUCCGCUGCUGUUGCAAGCUUGUCGAUUGCUAGCAUCGUGGCUCCACAGAUCUUUCCAGAUAGUGACGGACCGCUCUACCAAAAUGGGUUCGUUGCCUGUCUUGUCUUGGAAGUAGUCGCCAUCUUGUCGUACUGCUGCAUUCCCGUGCUUCUACUUCUAGAGGCAGAGAGACGAAAGAAGAAGACUGGACAUGUUAUGCCUCUGCGGGCGAUUCUCGAUGCCGAGAACGCACAGGUAUCCGACGCUACUCUUGCCCGGAUGCAUGCGAUACAAGAAAAGGAGGCGGCGGAGAACCUGCAGAACGCCAAGCUGAAAGGAGAUAGCAGUGGAGCGCAUGUGGAACAUGUUGAGAUGGGUCGGAAGUAG
Molecule: messenger RNA, 1686 nt
Organism: Penicillium paradoxum
Lineage: Eukaryota; Fungi; Ascomycota; Eurotiomycetes; Eurotiales; Aspergillaceae
Exons: 10
Coding region: 1-1686 (561 amino acids)
Biological process (GO): transmembrane transport
Cellular component (GO): membrane
Molecular function (GO): transmembrane transporter activity
Source: RefSeq, a predicted model, not a curated record